UGCCCGCGGAGCGCCCGGGCCGGCCGCCGCGCCGGGGACAUGUCCGGCGGCCGGAGGAGGGGCGGCGCCCCCUGGCACACCUUCUCCCGCUUCUUCGCUCCCCGAAGCCCUUCCCGGGACAAGGCAGAGGACGAGGACGAGAGGCCGGGGACGAGCCCGCCGCCCGCCGCAGGCCGGGGCGCUGCCAGUGUUGAAAAUGAGCCCAUGAGCACAAGUCAGAAAAAGGAAAAUGUACUUUCAUCAGAAGCAGUAAAGAUUCCCCAAACUGAGGACAAAAGGAACCAUGCUGAGAAGCUGAUCACUCUUCCCACGCAGGAAGAUUUGAAAAAGCCAAAUGACCUUUCCCGUUCCACCUCCGAUAGCAAAAUAGGAGAAAAUGAUAAACAGCCAAAAGAAAGCUUUUUUCAGUUUCUUGGUAACUUAUUCAAUAUCUCAGGAAAAUCAUCUCUUAGUGAUGCCAAGCAAUCUUCUUUCAAAGAUGACCAUGACAAAACCGAGAAAGAUUCACAGAAUCCCAGUGACCAUCCUGAGGAAGGGGUCAGAAGGGAAAGGGAGAUUCUCCAUGGCUCCGUGGGAUCCCAGGUGCUUGCAACAGAAGAACCAGAGUCCAACUCAGCUGAACCCUCAGAUGCCUUUUCUUUGGAUACAACACAAGACAGUGAACAGGAAACCAGUGAUUUACUAAAACAACUAGAUGGUAAACCAGAGAAGCCUUCAGUAACAUAUGCAACAUAUCGAGGCCCCAGACAAAUUAAGAAAUAUUUGAAGCACCAGACUGCAUUGGAAACUGUGAAUCCCUCGGACAGAGAAAAUGAAAGUUCUGACUCUAGUAUCCAUGUUGGUUCUGGAAGCGAGACAGAGGCUAGGAUGAUAUCGUCAUUGCCAUCAGCUAGCACAGAUAUAUCUAUGAAAGGGCAUGUGCUCAAAGACGUAUUAGAAGUCACUGACUGUAGCAAAAUAAAACUUAACAUAGAAAGCCAUCUGACCAACAACCCAGAAUUGCCCAAUACUGCUUCUUCUAAGGAAGUUUUAAAUAAAAAUGAUCCUGGGGGACCUGUGAGAAGUAGGUCAUCCCCUUCUUCUGUGACUAACUCCAUCUCCACUGUUAGGGAAUCUGACUCACAGCAUCAUUUAAGUUGUGCACCAGUUUCUCAGGCUGACAGAAAUUUGGUAUGUUUGGCAUCAUUUACAGGAAGUAACAGUGGCAAAGUUCUUUGCAGUCUGGAUUUUCAAGGGAUAACUACGACAGAAACUACAAUAAAGGAAGUCAGCUCAGUGAUGAGUGAUGAGACCUUGGUGCAGAGCGAAGAACAUGUUGAGCCUAUGAGCCCUGCUGUUUCUGACUUCUCUUGUAAUAAAUCUAAUGGGAGCAACACAACCACAUGGGGAAGUACAGAUUUGCCGAGUCCAAAUGAAUCAAUUAGGCUUGAAGAUCCGCAGUUGCCAGAGAGUAAAUGUUCUGACAAGCAAACCGCAGAUAACUCAGCAAAGCAGGCUGCCAAUCACACCAGCAUCCCUGCUCUUCAGAGACAUGCUGUGACAGACACAGAACCUGUAAAUGAAGGAUGUAGAUUGUUUUCCCAAGACUCACAGAAAAAUUUGGCUCCUAGAAAAAUCAAACAAGAAACAGAAAGCACCUUGGUUGGCGAACCCACAACUUCAAGUCUCAUAAAAGCUCCGGAAGAUAGAAUUGAGCCAUUACCCAAAGAUACUGACCAGUUUGUAACAGAAGCCAAAAAGCCUGAUUUUAGGCCACGUGGCAAAAUGCCUCCCGUGGUUAGAAUAAAUCAAAACAACUCUGUCUCUGUAAAACACAUCAGUGAAUCUGCCAUUGUAGCAUGCUUAGAAAAUAAAAUAGCACCUGAACUGAAUUUUGAACCUAACAAAAAUCAUAUUUCAGAAUCUCUUCUUGACUCUGAGAGUCUUCAAGCCAAAGCAUCACCUGAUGUCAGAACAUCUCUUAUCCCUGACUUUAAAAAAUCAGAUUUCAGUAUUUCAUCUCCUACCUUUGUUUCCAGAGUUGGUAUGCCAAACAAGUUAGAUAUUCCUGUUUUAAAGGAUGCAUGUUCCUCUGUGCCCACAGAACCUGGAGAUGUCAACAUUGUUGGUAUUUCCAGUCAGCCUAGUAAGUGUCAAGAAGAAAAUGUGGCAAAUCACAUUGAGGCAACAGAUUGGAAGAAUCCUCCUGCUUGCCUUCAUCUUGAGCACGCAUCUGCAAUUUUUGACUCCAAGCAGCUUCUUCCUGAAGGCGAAAAAAGCCAGGUUCCACUAGACCUUAAAGCCAGAGACAUUCGUGUAACUGGAAUGGAUUUGAGAUUGGAGUCUGAAAGGCUGUCUGAGGACUACAGUUCCAUUUCAUCUCAAGACCCUACUAAAGCAGAACUCAUGCUUUCAAGCACUAGAGCAAGUAAGGGCACUAUAGAGAAGUCAGAUUCUCUUUAUUUGAAAACCAUACCUGGCACUGCCAAAAUUUUAUCAAAAGUGAAAGGUGAUGGUCAGAACAGUGUUCCUGCUGAGUUGCAUUCUGGAGGAAGAAAAACUAUAUCCCUUUCCAAGAUAGCUGUUUCCCAAACAGAGCCUAGAGACAUUUCUCAGAAUAAAAUUUAUUCUCCAUUUGAAGUUACAGAUGUGCCAGGAAAUCUUAUUUUAUCAGAAUUAACUUCCCAAGAGAUUGAACAGGACAAAAGUUUUCAGUCGUUAGAUCAUAAGGAGAUAAGAGAGAAAUACUCAACUUCUGGCCUUAAAGAGAAUUGUCAAACUGAAGGUUCUCCUCCUGCCUCCAAAUAUCAAGGUAUUCAGAAAACAGAGGCAGAAGCCUUAGUUUAUCUUCCUGCCUUUCCCGAAAGUAAUAUAUCUGAGACUUUACCUUCUGUUCAUAAUGAAAAAGUCACUGGGCAAAUGUCACAGAAUUAUGAAGCCAAUGCCUGUGUAAUUCAUCAACCCUCAGAUAUUUGUGGGACUAGAAAGAUUUCUGGUUUCUCAGAAAUGGCAAAACUCAGCUUAACUAGUGCUCCCGCACAAUUCCAAGAAACUGACAGCACAAAAGUAAAUUCACCUUUUCUGGAUUCUGAUAAGAAAAGUUUAGAAAACAAUGCUUUUGCAUCUGAGGAUUCACAAUUUCACAAUUUUCCUAUGCUAAAAUCAGAAAAGAAAGCCUUAUCUCAUAGAAAGAAAGAGAAUGCUCCUUUCCUAAGUGGGGGUAUUGACAGCAUGUCUUCUUCCAGUAACUCUGAAAAAGCUAACGUGGUUUUAAAUUUGCAAAAUCCCCAAAAUAAUUUGAAUUCUGUAAAAGUUACCAGAGAUGCCACUUGUGAAGGUGCCUCUUUAACUAACUUGCUGUACCCUAAGUGCUCUUAUUUGGAAUUGGAAACAUCUAUCCCAACAGGGUCAGAAGUGACCCCAUUUCAGGAACAUUUUGGGAAUCCUACUGGGAUGGUAUCUCUUGGUUUCCCAACUGCUGCCCAAAGUUACAAUCCCAUGGAAGCAGAGACUGGAGCAGUUGCUGGGGCUCCGACGUCAGUUAACAGCUCAAGCCAGCAGUGUUCUGAAGCAUCUGCUGAGCACAUAGAAGCAAGGAGGAGAGCACAUGACCAACUUUUGGACCUCAAAAGUGCUUUACUGAAAAAGGCUGAUACAUUGACUAGUGAAAUUUUUAACUCCGUCAGGGAAGAAUUAAAAUCCAAAAACAUAGUUGCUCCCUGCCAGGAGCAUAUAGCCAUAGAUGACAUAAUGAAUCCAGGUACUCUGAAGGAAGACGUCCCUGAGAAAAACCCACCAGAAGUGACACUGACAGGGAUCCAACUGACAGAGCAUUUCGAAGAGCAGGGCAUGGAAAACAGGUCAGCUGUCCGAGGGGAAGAAAAGGUCUGUGUGUCACCUACAGCUGGUGAGAAGAGCUUCCUUUCUGAUUCUGAUAGAAUGAGUUUAUCUUGUUUGUUAGAAGAUCAAGCUAGGGAGUUAGUCAAUGAGGUCAUUUAUUUAGCCCAAGAAAAUUUGACGAAUGAUGCUUUUGAAGAUACUGAGGAUACCUGGGAUUCUGAACUUCAGGCUAAUACUUCAGAAAUUCUGACCAGUGAUAGUGUUAGGCCACAUGAUACAUUGAGGGAGUUCUUGGUAUCUGAACAGGCAGUAAAUCAAAGCACAUGUGAAAUAAGUGAAAAUAAAGUAUUAGGUAGAUUCUUCUCUGUAAGUAACUUAGUUAAUGACACAGAGUCGAUUAAAGGAAGAGAAAUUGUUCUCUACCAGAAAUCCCCAUUUUCUGGAAAUGGAGCUGGACAGUCUGAUAGUAUAAGUCUGCAGGAAUCAGAUGCUGUUUUAUUAGCCAAAGACACACAUAAAGGGUUAGAUAAUGUAGAAACACAUUUAUUUCUAAAAGAGGACUCCAAAGAGAAAGUGGAAAUAGAGCAUGUGGAUAAUCACAAAACUGGGUCAGAGGACGCAAGAACCCUUAUAUUAAAUUUCAAGUGGCCUCCAUUUUUAAGUGAUGACCUCCAUGUACCUGGGACAUCCAAAAGCAGUUUUUCUGAUAGUCUUGUGCGUAUAUCUGAAAAAAGCUUGCCAGGACAGAGUAAUAAAAGCACACUCCUUACAACAUCAGAAGUAGGAAAUGUACACCAAAAAGAUACUGAAGUAAAUGUGGGGAAAAUGGAGCUUAGGCCUUCCGUGUUAGAACUGGGAAAAACAAACAAAAAGGAUGCUGAAUUGAAUAUUAUGAAAUAUGAGGCAGUCCCUCCUAGGUCAGAAAUGGGAAGAGCACAUCAAAAGGAGGCCGAAUUGAAUAUCGCAAAAACUGAGCCAACAGCUGACAUUCUUAAAGUGGGAGAAGUAUACCAAGUAGAUGCUGAGAGGUGUAUUGAAAAAACAGAGAGACUACCUGCCAUCUUAGAAAUGAAAAAAGCUUAUAAAAUGAGGGAUACUGAAGGAGAGCUUGGCAAAACCGAUAUGCUGCCGGUUAUUUCAGAAGUGAAAAAUUUCUACCAAAGAGAUGCUGAGGUAAUUACUGGGAAGACCGAAAUGAUACCUCCCACAUUAGAAAUGGAAAAUAUUUACCAAAAGCAUGCUGAAGGUGAUGUCGGCAGGACUGGGAUGACAGCGGUCAUGUCAGAAAUGGAAGAUGUCUACCAGAAAGACUUUGAGGGGAUUACUGAAAAGACUGAAGUGAUGCCUACCACAUUAGAAAUGGAAGAUAUUUACCCAGAGGAUGCUGAAGGAGAUCUUGAGGAGACUGAGGUGAUACCUGUCGAGUCAGAAAUGGAAGAUACUUACGUAAGGGAUGCUGAAGGGGACCUGGACCAAACCGAGGUUAUGCCCAUUAUGUUAGAAGUGGUAAAUAUCUAUAAAGAAGAUGUUGAGGACAUCACUGGGAAGACUGUAAGACCUGUGUUGGAAAUACCAUACCCAGAGGAUGCCAGAGAGGGUACUAGGAAAACUGAAAUGGUAGAAGUGGAGGAAGCAUACAAGGUGGCAGUCCCUGACUCCUCAGAAAUGGGAAAAUCACGUAAGAGAGAGGCUAAAGAGAUGAUCGGAAUGAUUGUGUCCGUGCCCUCCCCAAGAGAAGUAGAAAGAAGAUCUCCAGAAGACUCUGAUGAGGCUAUCAAGAAACACAGAGUGUCAUCCACAGUGGUAAGCAUUCAGAAAACAUGUGGAGCAGAUCUGGAAUUACCUGUUACACAAGCAGAAGCCAUGCCUCCCAUAUAUAAGGCUGAAAAAAAAACCCAAGAGCCUGGUGGAGAGGGUGUUGGAGAAAUGGAGAAAGAUCCCCCUGAAGGAAAGGAAGGCUUGAUAACAUGUGACAACAGACUUGCCUCCUAUUUCAGGGGAUAUGAAUCACCGACCUUGAGUAAGGACUAUGAAGGCUACCCAGCUUUAGCAAUGCCGGAUGUCCAACCUGGGGGUACCGUAGGGGGGAAGCCACCCAGGAGAACGUCUGUUACUGCAGUGGCUAGCCAAAUACAAGAUGAUAAUUACAGCGAUGAAAAAGAAGACUCUAGCUUAGCCUUCAUUUCUCAGGAUGAACAAGAAAAUUCUUCCUUUACUAUACUAUAUGAAGAACCCCUUCAAGAUGAGGACAGAUACACUACCGCGGAUGUAAGGAGAACACACACUCUCUUGUUUCCAGACACCUCUGCUGACAGCAUGCCUGUUCUCGCAUGCGAGAGGUCUGAGAGCAGAACUGACCUUGUCCAUCACUUUGAAAAGGAUGCCAAAUUAGCUGAGACAUUUGAUAGCGAUAGUUCAGAAUCGUUCCUAUCAGUGGAGGCCAAAAAGUACAAAAUUUAUCCCUUAGCUUUGUCUCCCAUUUAUGAGGAUGACAGCUCUCAGGAAGACAUUCUGUCCAGUGAGGUCUCGCCUGGUCACCAUGGCUCCACAAAGUCAAGAGAGAGUGCAAGCCAGCCCUCUUCCGUGUUAUCCCUUCUCCAGUCAGUAUCAGAGCGUUUAAGGAUGAAUUUUGAUGAAGACAGACAGGGGGGAGAAGAAGACGAGGAGGAAGACGAGGAGGAGGAGGAACUGUUACAUAAAGGAAGCCUGAGGGCUAGGAGGAGGGAAACCUUCAAGCAGCCAGACCCUUCCAUCACAUUUUACCCUGAUGAUGACCAGGAGAGGACUGGAAUGUCUAAGAAUUCAUAUGUAAUGUCAAGUGAACCUACUACCUCCAAUCUGCAAGUUGGUCUGUGGCCAGAAAAGGCUUCAUUUCUACAGAAAUCUGACCUUACUUCUAAACUGCAUUCUUCUUUAAAGAGUGCUUAUCAUCAGUAUUUGCAGACUUCCAAAACCCAUUCCUCAGAAAAAGGAGCCCGAUUUGGUGGGAUUUUUCAGGAACCGGUGUCAAAAUAUUUCCGUGCUCAGGACAUCUCAGGCAGAUUAAGCCCGUUCACAGAGAAUAUUAACAAACAGAUUUUGCGGUGUAACCCAAGACCUGGAAAGAUGGUUAUCUAUGAUCUCCAUGGAAGUAAAUAUAAGCAAGAGAUCUACUGUAAUAUUCCUGAUGCUACAUCAUGGUCCUUUCCGAAUGGGGUACUGAUAAAAGUUGUAAGGGGCUGCUGGAUUUUGUAUGAGAAGCCACAUUUCCAAGGUCAGAAAUGUGUGUUGGAAGAAGGGGAAAAGGUGUUAAAUCGUGACUGGAUCCUUCAGAACAGGAAGCAUCCACAGAGAGACUUUGUAUUGGGUUCUAUCAAACGUGUCUUAAAGGAUUGCAGCAUUCCAGAGAUAGAACUUUGCCCACGGUCUGACCCAGCGUGUUGUCCUAUCCAUAUACAGCGAGCAGUCCCCAAUUUGGAAGAGCUGAAUAUCCCCAAAUCUGUGUCCUUCACUGUGAAGUCAGGAGUUUGGCUUGCCUACCCAGAUAUUAAUUUUAAAGGGCAAGCUACAGUUUUAGAGGAAGACCAUGGACUCUUUGAGAUUUCUGCAACAGAAAUGAAAUCAUUGCAUCCACUUAAAAUGGGUGGACUAAAAGUGGAAAUGCCUAUGAACUUAAAGGUCAUUAUUUAUGAAAAACCUCACUUUCAUGGACAGGCCAAGGAGUUUAGUGAACACAUAGAUUCUGUCCCUAAGUUUUUAAAAAAUAAUGGGGACUUUCAUGGAAUUGGAUCAAUUCGUGUCAUCGGUGGAGUAUGGGUUGCCUAUGAAAAAGAACAUUUUAAAGGCCAGCAGUUCUUGCUUGAAGAAGGAGAUUUUGAAGACAGUAAUGCCUGUGGGGCAUUAAGUGGCCCCAUCUUGUCUUUCCGGUUCUUACAAGCUAAUUUUAUAGAAUCUUCUAUCACACUCUUUGAAUCUGACCUAGAAAAUGGGAAGUUUAUUGACAUUACAAAUCAGGAAAUUUCUGACUUGGAAGAAGUUGGCUUUGGCAGUGAAACAAGAUCCAUUCAUGUUAAAAGCGGCGUAUGGGUUGCCUACCAGCAGAAGUUCUUUUGUGGAGAACAGUACAUUUUAGAGAAAGGAAAAUACAAAUGCUUUUUUGACUGGGGAGGAUCAAAUAAUAUAAUCAUGUCAAUACGACCUAUCCAACUGGAACCGCUUGGAAUAAAUGAGCCUCCACAUUUGCUCAAAGCAUUCAGUAAACCAGGAUUCCAAGGUGAAUGUGUAGAUUUUACAGAAGAAACUUCGGAUUUGACUCCAUUCACACCAUGUUCUUUUAAAGUUCUUCGGGGUUGCUGGAUCCUGUACUACCAAGAGGACAAUUCUUGUAAUCAGUGUGUGUUAGAAGAAGGCCUCUAUGCUGAUCUUACUUCCUGUGGCUGCCCAACAUCUAGAGUUAAAUCUCUCAAGCCCAUUGACUAUGUUUUUGAAGAACCCUCCAUCAGCCUCUUUGCCCUGGAACACUGUGAGGGCAGAGAGCUGCACCUAGAGGAGGCCGUGAACUCCGUUCUGAACAAGGACCUGCACUUCUACACCCAGUCCGUGUGGGUGAAGAGUGGACUGUGGAUAGCUUAUGAAGGAUCCAAUUUCUUAGGAAGACAAAUCUUACUCGAGCCUAAUGAGAUCCCAAAUUGGACAGCAUUCAGUGGCUGGAAAACAAUUGGUUCCCUCCGUCCUAUGAAGCAGCCCGCAGUGUACAUCAGAAUCAAGAACCGGGCCCAGGACGAGUAUCUGACGGUCACUGGCAAUGUUGCUGACACACGAGCCACAUCGGUGUGCAUUUCUCCCUACAGCGGGAAGACUACUCAGAUCUGGCACUACUGUCGGGGACUCUUUAAAUCCAAGGCCAGUGACACUUGCCUGGACGUGAUUGGUGGCCGGGACACCCCGGGAGCCAAAGUGGCUCUGUGGACGGAACACGGACAGUUCCAGCAGAAGUGGAGGCUGAACAGAAACGGAACCAUCAGCUCCUAUCUCAGUGAUCAGCUGGUCCUCGAUGUUAAAGGAGGAAAUUAUUAUGACAAGACUCAUGUAAUUGUAAAUCAGCCCCUGGAGGGAGAAGAGACACAGAAAUGGGACAUUGAAAUAUUGUGAGAGCGUCUGCAACAUCUCCAGAAAGAGCAGAGGAAGGAGGAACUCCACGUCCCAAGGAGAGGAAGCUACACUGCUGCAUCACUGAGCAGAAUGAAGUUUUCCCCCAGCUUCCAUGACCAUUUCUCUUAACCAUGGAAACACAAGUAUUCUUGCCAGUUGUUUAGUGUUCCUGUGAAAAACACGUUCUGAUUUCUGCAAAAGGUUCUGUUCCUGCUUGAUCAGCUUUUGGUGAGCAAAUCCCAAGUGUGUUUUCUCUCCUGUCCACCAGGCCCCCGUCCUAUUGCUGAUGGCCCUUGUGGGACACUGGGGACUGUCAUCCCGCAUUAGGUGUUCACAUCCUAGGAGGUGGGGGUGUGGGUGCUAAGCACAGGGAGACGUUCCUUUAGGUCAAGUCAUACUGUUGCAGGAAGAAUACAUUUUAUAGCAAUGCCUGAACACAUUUAAUAGGGCCUCCUAUAAGCUGCUGUAUUCUGUUAAAGCCUCAGUGAAGAACCCUUUAAGGCUUACCUAACCAACGCACCGUUAAGUAUCAUACUUGGAACUGACCCCAGGGAAGCACCUCGGCUUCGUUGGGAAAAAGGCUCAAGUGUUGGCAUGUUAUCUGUAGCCAAACUAAAGCACAAAUAACCUUGUGACAUCCUUGCUCUCCUUAACUGACGCCCUCCUGGGUGACUCACCUGCCCUGGUGCUGAGACCUCCUCCUAGACGUUGCAUGAUGUGCCCUCAAGGAGUAUUUAGUCAAAUUUUUCUUUGCCCGAAGUAGUAAAGGGAAGUUUCAAAUGUUUAAUCAAAACCAAGCAGUAUUUGAGCUCUGACUAUAUACCAUUUUAUUUAAUGAAAUGGCUGAAAACUCAGUUAUUCAUUUCCAUUUAAUCAUUACCACCUUUAAAAUUUAUACAGUUCUUAAGUAUUUUUCCCUGAGUUGGUUUUAAACUUACAUUGAGAUAACUGUUCCCUUCAUCCUGAACUUUGCCAGAAAGCAGAAACUUAAUCUAUUUUUAUAUAGAAAGAUUAAAUACUCCAGUGAUAUUUUUAAAUAUCAACCUAUAAGCACUUUAGAAUGUAAAAUAACAGUGAAUUGUUUAAACACAAAGACCCACUAUUUUGAGCAUUUUUAAUAGAGACUUGGUCUUUCCAUGUAAAUACUGAAAAUUUUUCCUUCAAUCUCAGGCUCUUUGUCAUCUCUGAAGCAGCACCUGUAAAAGUCCUGUAUGCCCUAGAUGUGAGCACCCCUCACAGUGUGGCAGUAUUUAAUGAAACUUAUGGGGGUAACUUUAUUUUCAGGGAGGAGGGUUGUGUAUACACAAAGGUAUGUAUGUAUAUUUUCAUUGUAAAAAACCAAUUUAAAACUUUUUUCUUUGUGUUAAUUGAAAGAUUUUUGUAGAGCCAAUGAAGCUCUUUAAAGUUGUUUCUUCCAAAGAACAAAGCCAGGUAACAACAUUUAAAUUUCAGUGAUACAUUUAUUGGAGCUGUGCCUUUUCUAUCACACUGGAUUAAAGGAGUUUGUCGAGAGUA
Canis lupus familiaris (dog) is the source of this 10464-nucleotide messenger RNA. RefSeq names its product crystallin beta-gamma domain containing 3 (gene CRYBG3). The record is from RefSeq and is a predicted model, not a curated record. Lineage: Eukaryota; Metazoa; Chordata; Mammalia; Carnivora; Canidae. The transcript is spliced from 22 exons. Gene Ontology annotation, molecular function: structural constituent of eye lens. Gene Ontology annotation, biological process: visual perception; lens development in camera-type eye. The coding region runs from base 40 to 8949 and encodes 2969 amino acids.